AUGCGCAUGGCGGACGCGGGAAUGAUCGCAGGAGCCGAAACUCUGGAAGUCGUGGUCGGGCUCAGGAUACCGGCCGCAACCGUCAAAGGACGUUGCAGAUACUGCCGUAACAGCACCGAGCACGGGUGGGACGAAUGCCCGCUCCGCCGGAGGCACGAGGCGGAGGACAACAACACAGGACAGGUGCACAACACGCAAGACUCCACCACGCAGGCUUGGUACACGCGGGUGGAGGCGGCGGACGAUGAGCUUGAAGAUUUCGCCAUCGUCUUCGAUAACGACAAGCAGGAGCUGAACGCCCCUGCUGUGGCGUUGCCGAGGGAGCGCGCUGCUGCUGGUGACCAGGAGCAAGACGCGGCUGCACCGGCGCUGCCGGACGGAGUCGAAUUCGCGGAGCCUGCGGCAGCGACGGACCUCGAUAUCACUACCCCUCCUGACUCUCCGGCCGAGAAAGUGACAGAGCUGGUAAGGUGCACUAGCGUGUUUCAGGUGGAACAAGCUCUUCUGACAGGGGGUGUACUCGGAAACGUCGGGACGGGCAACCCUGGAGAAAUAGGUUCCAGGUCUCCCGACCCGACCAACCAAGACGACGCAACACGUGGACCAGAUGCUGACCACUGGAGGGAGAGUAUGCGCGAAGAAAAUCGUUCGCUCACGGAACUCGGCGUAUACGAUUGGGUGAAACGGCCGGCGGACGGUGAUAUACUUCCGUCAAGAUACCUGUACAAACGGAAGUAUGCAGCACACGGAGAACUAGCUAUACUGAAGAGUCGUAUCGUGGUCCAAGGCUUCCAUCAAGAAGACACGGGGGAAGACAAGGCAUCAUCAGUGGCGACAUUGGAGGCGGUACAUCUAGUAGUCGCCGUCGCUGCUCAGAAUGGCCUUGUUCUAAAACAGGCUGACAUCAAGACAGCGUUCCUACAUGCCAGGAUCCCCGCUAACGCAGACCCGAUUUAUGUUCGUCCUCCGAAGGGUUUCGAAUGCUCUCCAGAACAAGCACGGCAGGUUUGGCGGCUAAAGGCAUGGCUCUACGGAUUGCGUCUCUCCCCGAAAGGAUGGUGCAGCACCUCCCACGACUUCCUGAUUGAGAAAGGGUUCGUACAGAGUAAAGCAGACCCCUGUCACUACAUUCUCGAAGCGGAAGGAGUUAUCCUUUUCGUGUACGUUGACGACAUUCUGCUGUCGGGGAAGGACGAGGAUAAGGUCAUGAUGGUCGUUGAUCUGCUGAAGGAACGGUUCAGCACGGUGUUCUUGGAGGAUGCUCAGCACCUGCUUGGUAUGAAGCUCGAAAGGAACGUCGACGCCGGUACCAUAUUCCUUUCUCAAGAGACGUACGCAAAGACCGUGCUCAACCAGUUGGGAAUGACCGAAUCGCGCCCGGUGAAGACACCGGCGGAACCUGGACCUAUCAGCAUCGAGGAGGAGAAGGUUUUAUUUCCAGAGGACACCAAAUACUACCGGUCCGCCACGGGUAGCCUUCUGUAUCUCAGCAGGGGCUCAAGACCGAACAUAACACACUCGGUGAUGAUGCUCGCGAAGAGUAUGGCGAAGCCAGGUCCCAGAGCGAUGACAAAGCUGAAGCGGGUACUCCGGUAUCCAAAAGGAACGACCUCUAUCGGAAUCACAUACACCGAAGACGCCGACGGCGGAGAUAAAGUCACGGCGUACGUGGACCCUGAUUUUGCAGGUGACCAAGACAAAGGCUACUCCACAACCGGUGCCGUUCUCUAUCUCGCAGGUGCCCCAGUGGACUGGAUAUCCAAGAAGCAAACGGUGCUGGCCAUCUCCACGUUUGAGGCUGAAGCCUUUGCCCUGUCCAAGGCGUGCAAUAUUGUCAUCCACUUUCUGGACUGGAUAUCCAAGAAGCAAACGGUGCUGGCCAUCUCCACGUUUGAGGCUGAAGCCUUUGCCCUGUCCAAGGCGUGCAAUAUUGUCAUCCACUUUCGUAAUUUGCUGAAGUCGCUGAACAUGAAGCAGGAGCAGCCCACGAUAGUGUUUGAGGACAACACAAGCGCUAUAGCGUUUGCUAAGGGCGCCAAACUCACGCCCCGUACUAAACAUAUCGACGUCAAGUAUCACCACGUCCGGUACUAA
Messenger RNA from Ectocarpus sp. CCAP 1310/34, 2094 nucleotides. The record is from the annotation of a GenBank genome assembly. Lineage: Eukaryota; Phaeophyceae; Ectocarpales; Ectocarpaceae.